AUGUCUCAACAAGGUCAAGUAUUAAGUACACAUGUUGCUGGUCGAGUUGUUAUGAAAAGUUAUUUAUCUGGUAUGCCUGAAUGUAAAUUUGGUAUUAAUGAUAAAAUAACAGUUGAAAAUCGAACUAAAAAUCAAACAGAUACAUCAACAAAUGGUUCAAUAAAUCCAUCAUCAACAACAGCAACAACAACAACAACAAAAACAGCUAUUGCCAUAGAUGAUUGUCAAUUUCAUCAAUGUGUUAAAUUAUCAAAAUUUGAAUCUGAACAUGCUAUAUCAUUUAUUCCACCUGAUGGUGAAUUUGAAUUAAUGCGUUAUCGUACAACAAAAGAUAUUAGUUUACCAUUUCGUGUUAUUCCAUUAGUAAGAGAAAUCGGUCGAACGAAAAUGGAAGUUAAAGUUGUUGUUAAAUCAAAUUUUAAACCAACACUUAUUGGUCAAAAAAUUGAAAUACGCAUUCCAAUACCACCAAAUACAUGUGAUGUACAAUUAUUAUGUAUGAAAGGUAAAGCAAAACAUAAAUCAUCAGAUAAUGCUAUUGUAUGGAAAAUGAAACGUAUGGGUGGAAUGAAAGAAUCUCAAUUAAGUGCAGAAAUUGAAUUAACACCGAAUGAUAAAAAGAAAUGGAAUCGUCCACCGAUAUCAAUGAGUUUUGAAGUACCAUUUGCACCAUCAGGUUUUAAAGUUCGAUAUCUUAAAGUAUUUGAACAUAAACUUAAUUAUUCCGAUUCUGAAACUAUUAAAUGGGUACGAUAUAUUGGUAAAAGUGGUUUAUAUGAAACAAGAUCUUAA
This is a messenger RNA of Adineta steineri, 792 nucleotides long. The record is from the annotation of a GenBank genome assembly. NCBI's taxonomy places the organism in Eukaryota, Metazoa, Rotifera, Eurotatoria, Adinetida, Adinetidae.